This is a messenger RNA of Racocetra persica, 358 nucleotides long. NCBI's taxonomy places the organism in Eukaryota, Fungi, Glomeromycota, Glomeromycetes, Diversisporales, Gigasporaceae. The record is from the annotation of a GenBank genome assembly.
GAAAAUUCCGAGAAAUCUGUCAGACUUUUUACGGUCAUAACUGCGCAAUUAGAUGAAGCGAUUUUAAACUUCUCGAAUAAAAUUAUGCCCGAUCUUGGCCAUGAAAUUGAAGAUUUUCAAUAUCAUACAUGGAACGUAAUUAAUUGGAAAAAUUUAGAAAAAAGAAUAACUGGUCCAGAAUUUGAGGCUGGAGGUUGGAAAUGGAGAAUUUUACUUUUUCCAUUUGGUAACAAUAAUCCGAACAAAGUGUCUAUUUAUUUGGAUUUUGCUGAUCCCGAAGGUGCACCUAUCGGAUGGCAUUGUUGUGCACAGUUCGCUUUAAUCUUAUGGAAUCCAAAAGAACCCGAACAUUAUGUUA